Molecule: messenger RNA, 1158 nt
Organism: Moesziomyces antarcticus
Lineage: Eukaryota; Fungi; Basidiomycota; Ustilaginomycetes; Ustilaginales; Ustilaginaceae
Product: glycoside hydrolase family 16 protein
Exons: 1
Coding region: 1-1158 (385 amino acids)
Biological process (GO): glucan catabolic process
Molecular function (GO): hydrolase activity, hydrolyzing O-glycosyl compounds
Source: RefSeq, a predicted model, not a curated record
AUGGUUCGCGGCAUCGGCGCCGUGCUGGUCCUGCUGUGCUGGACGACAGCCGUUGCAGCUCGGAACUACACGCUGCGCGACGAGAUUACCGGGCGCAAGUUCCUCGACGCCUUCUACUUUUGGGCGUACAACGACCCGACCAACGGCACGGUCGAGUAUGUCGACGAGCUCACCGCGGUGGCAAACCGUCUCGCGUACGUCGAUCCGAAUGGACGCUUCGUCAUGCGUGCCGACAACACCACGCUCAUUCCCUCGGGCAAAGGUCGACCGAGCGUCCGCAUUCACAGCAAACGCAAAGUGGCCGACGGGAUCAUCGUGGGCAAGUUCAGCCACAUGCCACAGGGAUGUGCCACCUGGCCUGCGUUUUGGACGUGCACCACAGAGCGAUGGCCGAGGGGAGGUGAAAUCGAUAUCGUCGAAGGCGCCAACGACCAGGGACCGCGCAACCUCGCCAGCUUGCAUACGCUGUACGGCUGUCACAUCCCCGGUGGGUCAAGGUCGGAUCAGACCGGUUUUACUGGACAGGCAGAUUGCUCGUACCAGCCCGGAUGCUCGGCCUCGUUCAACGCAGAUCAAUCCUACGGUCCGGGAUUCAAUGCCAACGGUGGGGGAUACUUUGCGGUGCGGAGGGAAACGCGACCUGGCGAUCCGGGCAUUGGCGUGUACUUUUGGCCGAUCACUACGGCCACCUCCUCCCUUCCCGCCGCUGUCGCUGCAGCUGCAGACGGUACCUCGGCACCAAAGUACGUCGUGACCAACUCCAACGCCACUGGGAACGAUCGGACCGAGCUUAGGAAAUGGGGCACUCCUGCGGCGUUCUUCGCAAACACGCCCAACGCCACCGCUUCGCAAGCUGCCUUGGCGACAGGGCAAGGCUCGGUGUGUCAGAUGGAAAACUACUUUGACGAGCACGAGAUCAUCAUCAACCUCUCGCUGUGCGGUGAUUGGGCAGGCGAGACCUUCGGGUACAGCGGUUGUGCGGCGAGGUACGGCAAUGUCUCGUGUGAGACGUUUGUGCGAAACAACCCCGCUGCCUUCAGCGACGCGCGCUGGGAAAUCGACUUCCUCCGCAUCUACGACAACUCCGCAUCCUCAAUCCACCUAAACUUGGUCGGCUGCAUCCUAGCGACGGUCUUGUCAAUAGCGCUACUUCUAUAG